CUUAAAUUGAAAGUGACUAUUUGAAAUAUUAGGAUUCAAGAUAUUAUAUAAAAAUGUUAAAACCUAAUAAAAUGAUAAAGAGAUAGGAAUGCAAAUGAAAAAAGUAUACCUAGAAAUAGUAUUAUUUUGAAAUUGGUAAUAGAUUGGAUAAUUGGAAGGAAAGUAUCCAUAUCUUGGUAAAUCUUUUAAUUUAUUGUAACGUAUAAGAUACACAAAGAUUUAUCGAUAGAACACUGAACUAAUAUAGAGUUAAAAAUAGAAAAGUAAUUGAUAUAAAAUAAUGGAUUUAUAGAUAUUGUAGUAAUAUCAAUCUCUAAUAUUGAGAAUAUAUAUGCUGAAUAAGAGUAUUAAUGAAAGUGAUUAUUUAAAGAGUGGAGUUUGAUUGUAAGUAUUUUUUUAGAUGAGUAGGAAUUAUAACUAGUUUAAGAUUUAAAAAAGAAAUGAUAAGGAAUAGGUGAUAUUUAUGGAAUAUUGAUUAUAAUAGUUCUAACAAUCUUGAUGAGAUGAACUUGAUUAGAGAUUAUAAGUUGAAUGAGUUUUUAAUUAAAAAGAAAAACGUAUUAAUGAGGAUGUGGAAAUAAAUCGAAAAACGGG
Paramecium sonneborni is the source of this 594-nucleotide messenger RNA. The record is from the annotation of a GenBank genome assembly. Lineage: Eukaryota; Ciliophora; Oligohymenophorea; Peniculida; Parameciidae.